AUGGUCAAACCACUCAGUUUCAAGGGCGACAAGAAGGUCAAGAAACGCAAGCGCACGCGUGACGAAGAUGAAGAGGGACAUGGUCCAGCGGCGAAAGAUAUCAAAGCCGGCGCAUCGCAAAAGCAAGACGACGACGACGACGAAUCGUGGGUAUCGGCAGACGCAGUGAAAGACGUCGCAGGCCCCGUCAUCUUCGUGCUACCCACAAGGCCGCCGACAUGUCUCGCUUGUGAUGCCAAUGGCAAGGUGUUCGCCAGUGCGGUUGAGAACAUGAUCGAAGAGUCGCCGUCGACCGUCGAGCCGCACGACGUCAGGCAAGUCUUCAUAGCAAAUCGCAUCGCGGGCACCGAUACCUUCAGCUUCAAAGGUCAUCACGGCAAGUAUCUUAACAGCGACAAGUUUGGUAUUCUCUCAGCUACACGCGACGCCAUCUCGGCUGAAGAACAGUUCACCUUGCUACCCACCGACAGUCUCCUCUUCAGCGUACGCACUACACGCGAUGCCUUCUUCUCUGCCACAAAAGACACCGCUGUCGAGGUCAGAGCAGAUGCCGACGACCAUACUAGCCCGACCUGUGCCAUCAGAUUGCGUAUGCAGGCACGCUUCAAGCCUGUCCACAAGGCCGCAAAGGAGGAAAAGGCAAACGAGAAGAUAAGCAGGGCCCAACUCGAACAAGCUGUCGGUCGCAAGCUCGAGGACGACGACGUAAAGCUACUGAAGAGGGCUUGGAGAGAUGGCACCUAUCACGAGGCUCUGCUCGAUGUCAAGGUCAAGGGCAAGCACGAUAAGUUUGCUUAA
Messenger RNA from Aureobasidium subglaciale EXF-2481, 798 nucleotides. RefSeq lists its product as uncharacterized. Bases 1 to 798 code for a protein of 265 amino acids. The transcript has 2 exons. Lineage: Eukaryota; Fungi; Ascomycota; Dothideomycetes; Dothideales; Saccotheciaceae. Gene Ontology annotation, molecular function: actin filament binding. Gene Ontology annotation, cellular component: striated muscle dense body; nucleolus; catalytic step 2 spliceosome. The record is from RefSeq and is a predicted model, not a curated record.